UCUUAUUGGAUCAAAUUAAAUACUUAUUAGCUUCUAUGAAUAUCUUUCGGUGCACAGAGGGCUUACGAAAACAUGACAGUUUCACCUUGAUCGAUGGAAUCGUCCAUAUGCCGAGUUUGCCUGGUCAGCUGCGAAAAUAUGGCCAGUGUUUUCGAUGCGUCUCAUGAACCGGACCUAUCCAUUGCGUACAUAAUAUCCAAGUGCACCGGCUGCCAAGUUGAGAAGGACGAUCCACUGCCCAACACCAUAUGCCAGUCCUGUCUGGAGGAUGCGCAGAACGCAUUCGACAUCAUAGAAACGUACGAGAGAAGUCACCAGUUCUACCGCUUCUUCAAGGAUGUUCGGGAGGAGGAGAGUGAAAAUAAGGGAUCCGGAUGCUCAGAAGAAGUGAAGUCAGCUGAAAUGGAUCUCCAGGAUGGUGCCGACGACGCCGAUUCCGGCAAUGAACCUGAUACUAACGAACGUGAUAUCAAGGCCAAGGAGAAACCAGGCUUUAGCUGUUCUUACUGCUCGAAAUCUUUUCAAAUAAAAUCGAGUCUGAAAGUACACUUGCGAACGCACACAGGAGAACGUCCUUUCACGUGCUCCUUCUGCCCCAAGUCCUUUGGCUACAACUCUGUUCUUCAGAAUCACAUGCGAACCCACACAGGAGAACGACCCUUCCAGUGCUCGCAUUGUCCAAGGUCCUUUUCAGUUGCCCACAACCUCAAGGCCCACAUACGGAUGCACGAAAGAAGAGAAUCCUUGAAGUGCCCAUACUGCCAAAAGUGCUUUCUAAGUUCUUUAAUUCUCAAGCAGCACUUGGCCACGCACACUGAUAAAACGCAGUUCCAGUGUUACCAGUGCUCGAAGUCCUUUCAAGACGAACGGCAACUCCGUGUGCACAUGCGAGUGCACCAAGAACGCCCCUUUAGGUGUUCCCAUUGCUUAAAGGACUUUGCGCAACAUGCGUAUCUCAAGGCACACCUGUCAAGGAACGCAACAUGCUCUCAAGGCUCAAAAACGUCUGCUCACAAAACACUAGUCCCCUCAAAGGCACUUAAGUGUGGUGAGUGCCCAAAAACUUUCACUGACCAUUCGGCUCUUUUCGCUCACUUGAAAACGCACACCAAAAAUAAGCCGCUGAAGUGUUCCCAUUGCUCAAAGUUCUUUGCAAAUCUUCAGGAUCUAAGCCGGCACAUAGUAACGCACACAGAAAACGGGCCGUUUAAGUGUUCCAGCAGCCCAAGGACCUUUUCGCGGAAAUCAGCACUGCAAACACACUUACGAACCCACACAGGAAAACGCCCAUUGCAGUGUUCCCACUGCCCAAAAUCGUUUGCACGACGCUUAGGCUUUUGGGAACACAUGCUGUAGCAUGUAAAAGAAAGAAGCGUAUGAGAAGUCUAAAAGAUUUCGAUUUCUAACUUUAAACAACAGAGAUGCAGAGCGAGCAUUAAAUUUUUGAAUGGUCGCAGGCUUUCGAUUUAAACACUUCCUGGGUCGCCUUAUUUCAGCGUACACGGAGUAAUAAAUGUUCCCAGUACUUUAUAAGGUUUUAC
Molecule: messenger RNA, 1541 nt
Organism: Drosophila mauritiana
Lineage: Eukaryota; Metazoa; Arthropoda; Insecta; Diptera; Drosophilidae
Product: zinc finger protein 782
Exons: 2
Coding region: 94-1356 (420 amino acids)
Biological process (GO): regulation of transcription by RNA polymerase II
Cellular component (GO): nucleus
Molecular function (GO): DNA-binding transcription factor activity, RNA polymerase II-specific; zinc ion binding; RNA polymerase II transcription regulatory region sequence-specific DNA binding
Source: RefSeq, a predicted model, not a curated record